Messenger RNA from Polychytrium aggregatum, 8988 nucleotides. RefSeq lists its product as uncharacterized. Gene Ontology annotation, molecular function: structural constituent of nuclear pore; protein binding. The coding region runs from base 1 to 8988 and encodes 2995 amino acids. Gene Ontology annotation, cellular component: nuclear pore. Gene Ontology annotation, biological process: RNA export from nucleus; protein import into nucleus. The record is from RefSeq and is a predicted model, not a curated record. Lineage: Eukaryota; Fungi; Chytridiomycota; Chytridiomycetes; Polychytriales. The transcript has 23 exons.
AUGCAAGACUUUGCCGAUUCAGCAUAUGCAACCGACGUCGAGUGGCUCGUCCUUAGGCCACCCAACGUCGGCGGUAGCCUCUCUCUUCCGUCUCCGCUCGACGAGCAGCCCGAAUAUGUAUCGCUCUUUGUUGCUUCCCAGCUCUAUGGGUUCUCUGCCUUUCGAACCGCAAAAGGCUUUGGCCUCGUUCAGACGGCCGAUCUCCUCGCCGCCCUCAAAAAUGGCGCCAAAAACCAGGACACGCCAAUCGCCGCCUCAAUCAUCAAGUCCGUCGAUCAUGACGACCGUAUCCUCCAUAUUGCUCUCAGUGUCGACGAGGAAACUGUGAUCACUGCAGACACCGCCGGCGCCAUUCGCGGGUACUCUGCCUCGGCGAUCCUUGACGGCCCCGCAAGUGUCCAGCCCUUGUGGAAGAUUGCCCUGGAUAAGGAUGACCUUAUCACGGAUCUGCGUGUCAACCCCGGCGCCUUGAAGAGUACCCUGGCUGUCCUGACCCAGUCCGGCCACGUCCGUCUCGUCGACUACGCUUCUCCCACCAAGACCGCCUCCAAGCUCGCAAUCAAUGCGACUGCUACGUCCUUGUGCUGGAGCCCACAGGGCAAGAGUCUUGUCGUGGGAACCUCGGAGGGCAACCUUAUAACUUGCGCCUCCGACGGUGCCGUCAAGAAAACCAUCCCUCCUCCCGUUUCGCCAUGCGACUGCCAAGUCCAAGAAGUCAUCUGGAUCACGCAAAAGUCCUUGGGAGUCCUCUAUGCGACUCCUGUCGAUCGCAGCGACCCUGACGCCGUAGUCGACACCGAAUCCUUCGUUAUUUUGACCAAGAAAGACGAUGACAAAUUUGACUACCGUCCCCUGGACUUUCCCUGCCCGAGCAUGAAUACUCUCAAGGGCCGCUGCUUUUUGCCGCUUAUUCGGAACUGGGAUCAAGAGGCCCAGCACUUUAUGAUCGCUCUCAAUACCGGUGCCUGCGACGGCGCUUACUUUGGCCAGGGCAACGAUUCGCUUUGGAACGGCUGGGCCCUCGACGGUAGCUCAAUUUCCUACCCAUUUGGAUCCGAUGGCAUGGAGGUCUGGCCCAUAGGCGCAGCCAUCGAUUUGACCUCGACUGAUGAAGUUCCAAACGAUAAUCCCCAUGAGCCACCCCUUCCAGCGUCGCCAGUCCUAUACAUCAUGUUCAGCAAUGGCACCAUUCGUGGCUACUAUUGCAUUCGAAAGGAUGGGGUUGCUUAUGGGCAUAUGAAGAAACCGAUUGCGCUGCCCAAGAGCUCUUUAUCCAACCAAGCCGUUGCCUCAGUCGCCGUCAAGAAUGGGUUCUCUGCACUCGGCUCAGCCUCUACUCCUGCGCCUGCAUUCUCCUUUGGCUCAGCCGCUAGUCCCGCAGCAGCCCCCACCUUCGGUUCAACUUCCACACCUGCAGCAGCUCCCACCUUUGGCUCGGCCUCUGUCAAGAAUGGUUCAGCUGCAUUUGGCUCAACUUCCACACCUGCAGCUGCUCCCACCUUUGGCUCGGCCUCUGUCAAGAAUGGGUUCUCUGCACUCGGCUCAGCCGCUACUCCUGCGCCUGCAUUCUCCUUUGGCUCAGCCGCUAGUCCCGCAGCAGCCCCCACCUUCGGUUCAACUUCCACACCUGCAGCUGCUCCCACCUUUGGCUCGGCCUCUGUCAAGAAUGGUUCAGCUGCAUUCGGCUCAACUUCCACUCCUGCAGCUGCUCCCACCUUCGGUUCAACUUCCACUCCUGCAGGAGCCUCCAAGUUGGGUACCAAGUUGACUGCCGCAACCCAAUCGGCUGCUAGCCCAACCACUGGAUCGAAUCUCCGACCAAUCUCGGGCGAACCUUCAACACCCAUCAAACAAUCGAACGGACCUAAAGAUUCGUCGUUUGCCGCUGCGGCUACCCCUCCCACAAGAGACGCCAUCCCAUCUAAGGCUCCCGUCAGUCCAAUCGGCAGUGCACUCACCACAGGGCCAAGUGCCACCAAUGAUCAAUCCAAACCUGUCAAGAUUUCGGCCCCCGCCCUCUCAAACUUGCCGCCUGCAUCCCCUCCUCGUAGAGCUGCCGACACAGCUCCGCUCUCAGAGAAGCAAAAGACCCACGUCGAGGCUUUUCUUGCCAUCGAGCAAAAAUACAACGAAACUCUACAGAAGCUCAAAGACGAAUACCGUCGCGUUGGCUCACAGCUUGACCAAGCGCCGUCUGUUGCCCAAGUGGAGGACCUUCAAGCGCGAGUGCUCGAGCUCAAACGAAGGUUUGAUGAGCGCGACACCAGCUCAACUCUUGAUUUGAAGGACAGAUGCCUCAAUCCAGCCAACCUCACUGCCUCAGCGCGGGCCUAUGAACGCCAAUUCGAGACCCUCCUUGAGUCUGCCGAUCAAUCCGAACAGCAAGUGAUUGCCAGAGGACUUGGCGCCGAGACUCUGUCUCAAAAGAAACAUCUUGAGCGAAAAGAGAGUUCCAUUCGCGCCCAGCUUCAGCAACUUCAGGAGCAUGUCGCCAUCGACCGGUUCUCGGCCAAUCACUCCAGGCCCAAUACUUUUGAACAGGCCUAUCGCGUUGCCUACUAUACUCGCACAAAAGCCGGAACCGUGGCUGGCGAUGUGGACUACCUUAGCAAGCGAAUGGCGGAGCUCUGCGCCUCUAGACCUGAUCUAGACUCGCUCGGCGCUGCCCAUCACAGCGGUCGAUACGGUUUGCUUGAUGACAUUGACUACGAGAUGCCCAGUCUCAGCCCCAACCGCAGCGAGGCCGUCGAAGCUCUCCAGAAGAACAUCCAGGCCCGCCGUGAUCUGCAGAGUCGACUGAACGACCAUGCGCAUCAAGAGCGAGUGGUCGCAAGGACGAUUGAGUUCAAGCCGCGGUUCGGCCUGCGUGGCCACAUCAACGCGAUCGUCGCCGCUGCCAACAAAUCAAGCUCCGAGAAAAAGGCGCUCGAGGAGCAGCAACAGCAGCAGCAGUUGUCGCUACAGAGUUUGGCCAAGCCCAUAGCAGUCGAUGCUUCGACAUCGCCUACCACUGCGGAUGAUGCAGUGUCAUCUCCUGUCAAAUUUGAUGACACAGACGACGCAUCCUCGUGGCAUUGUCCCAUGUGUAGCCGCCAAUGCAUGUGUGCCACCACUUCGCCGGAGCACUUGGCCUGCCCCUCUACUCCCGAAAGUGGUAGCAAAGCGGCUCCCCCGCCUCCGGCCCCGGGCUUUGCAACAUUCGUGGCGCGAGCGACUCAAACUCCCUCAGAACAGUCACCCGUGGCCACACCCUUCAAGUUUGGCGCGUUGCCGAGUGCCCCCGCCGAUGAAGCGGCCACCACCGACAAACCACAGGCAGAUUCGGGUGACCAGGCCGACCAAAAGGUCCAGGACGCAUCCGGCAAAGUGUCUGCAAAGGCCGACACCGAGCCCCCCAAGCUGAUCUUUGGCUUCUCUGUCGUCGAGUUUGCCGCUCCAAAACCAGUGGAAGGAGCACAAAAGGCACCCGCCGCAUCCAAGCCCGCAUUCGACUUUGCAGCUGUCGGAUUCUCGAUGCCCAAACCUGCCGAAGGCUCGUGGAAGUGUCCUGUGUGCGAUAUCACAAACACCAAGGACAAGGUCAAGUGUGCCGCCUGUGAGGCACCAAACCCAUCUGGUUCUGCAAGUGUGAAUGGCUCGGAUGAGAACAGCUCCGCCAAGAAGCCGGCCCCUGCGUUCUCCUUUGGUGCAGCGGCUGGUGGAUCGUCCAGCAGCGGAUUUGGAUCGAGUGCAUUUGGGGCCAAUGGAGGGUUUGGCUCCAGCAGCAGCAGCAGCAGCAUAUUCAAUGCAGCCGGUGGCUUUGGAUUUGGCACUGGCGGGGCCUCCGGGGUCUCAACCUCCACGGCCGCUACUGCCGGGUUCAGCUUUGGUGGCGUCCCUUCGAUUCCUGCAUCGGCCUCAGCGGAUACAACGACUGACAACUCCAAGGGCCUGUCUGAUGUUUCUGCCAGCGACGAGGAUGUCUCCGAAGAUGAUCUCGAUGGAUCUGAAGACUAUGAUGAUGUUGGCCAAGAUUCCGAGGACGAGUCCUACGGCAUAUCAGAGCAUGAAGAUGAUACGGAUUCCGAUGAGGGUUCUCAGAAGGAUCCGGAUAACAUCUCCGAGAUUGAGAUCAGGACGAGCAGCUCUCCUCAACCCAAGCCCGCGUUCGACUUUGCAGCUGUUGGAUUCUCGAUGCCCAAACCUGCCGAAGGCUCGUGGAAAUGUCCUGUGUGCGAUAUCACAAACACCAAGGACAAGGUCAAGUGUGCCGCCUGUGAGGCACCAAACCCAUCUGGUUCUGCAAGUGCGAACGGCUCUGAACAGAAGAGCAGCUCCCCUCAACCUAAGCCCGCAUUCGACUUUGCGGCUGUCGGAUUCUCGAUGCCCAAACCUGCCGAAGGCUCGUGGAAGUGCCCUGUGUGCGAUAUCACAAACACCAAGGACAAGGUCAAGUGUGCCGCCUGUGAGGCACCAAACCCAUCUGGUUCUGCAAGUGCGAACGGCUCUGAACAGAAGAGCAGCUCCCCUCAACCUAAGCCCGCAUUCGACUUUGCAGCUGUCGGAUUCUCGAUGCCCAAGCCUGCCGAAGGCUCGUGGAAGUGUCCUGUGUGCGAUAUCACAAACACCAAGGACAAGGUCAAGUGUGCCGCCUGUGAGGCACCAAACCCAUCUGGUUCUGCAAGUGUGAAUGGCUCGGAUGAGAACAGCUCCGCCAAGAAGCCGGCCCCUGCGUUCUCCUUUGGUGCAGCGGCUGGUGGAUCGUCCAGCAGCGGAUUUGGAUCGAGUGCAUUUGGGGCCAAUGGAGGGUUUGGCUCCAGCAGCAGCAGCAGCAGCAUAUUCAAUGCAGCCGGUGGCUUUGGAUUUGGCACUGGCGGGGCCUCCGGGGUCUCAACCUCCACGGCCGCUACUGCCGGGUUCAGCUUUGGUGGCGUCCCUUCGAUUCCUGCAUCGGCCUCAACGAGCAAGCCUUCUGAGGACAGCUCCAAGACAAAUCCUGUCCCUUCUCAAUCCACCACCAAGCUUGAUGGCGCAUCUCCAACCAAAACAGACGAAUCGGUUGCCAAGCCAAUUGCUAGCGCCCCCGAUGUCAAGUUCGGCGCCUCCGGAUUUGCGUCUGCAAGUGCAUCCGGAUCACUGCGGCUGCCCAAUGCCUCGCUCAACUUUGCCUCCUCCCCAUCUGCAUCUGGCAGCUUGAGCUUCGCCAGCGCCCCGUCUACCGGAUUCGGACUGGAUGGCAAGCAAAAAGCGAACGCACCCUCAAGUCUUGGAAGCUCUCCGGUCCAUGUCAGCAACGUUUCGUCGUUCCGUGGGGAGUCCAUGUCCGAUGAUGGCGACAUCAGUGAUGAGUACGAUCGAUUCUCGGAUAUUGACCAGGACGAUAAGGAUGAGAACACCCCGUCCGGCAAUCUUGAUGAAACAAUCACAUCGUCAGGAUUUUUCCAGUCUCAGUCACUCGGAAGCACAUCGCUAGCCGCGAGUCGCUUCGGCGCAGCCAACCCCAGGUCACCUCCAGUCUCUGGUCCGGUGUUUGGGACCUUUGGGGCCUCCGACAGCGGCAACAGACAGACUGCGUUUGGUGCAGGCCCAGCGUUCUCCAAGCCAUCAAUCCCUGCACCGACUUCCUUUGAGUCGUUUGCCACUAGGCCAUCAACUGCAUUUGGCCAGCCAUCACCCAUGCCAUCUGUCUUUGGUGGCGCGGGAUCCGCAUCGGGUGGGAUUCCAGCAUUUGGCCAGGCCUCGAUGCCUUCGGCGCCUAAAUUUGGCCAAGCCUCGGCUCCUGCGGCACCCGCGUUUGGCCAAGUUGCCGGCGUUAGCGCCUUUGGAGGUGUAGCAAGCUCUCAGCCGGCAAAUGCCCCAAGAUUCGGAGGUGACUCAAGCCGCGUCUUUGGCCAGUCAAAUGCAGCCUCUGAGACGAGCAGCACCUCGUUUGCCAGGCCCAAGCGCGUCUUUCUCGAGCUUCCGCUGAGUGAUAUCCGGAUCCACAUCGACAUGACUUUGCUGAAUGCGGCUUCGUUCGUGGAACACGACCUGUCGCCCAUGAACAUGCGAUCGAUACUGGAUGAGGCCAGCGAUGUUGGGUCUCCGGAGAUCAAGUCCUCUGCUUUUUGCAUCCAUUCUGUCCAGACUCCUCUGCCUGCCCCAACCAUUGAUCUCGAUCUUGCUGCCCGUGGUCCGAAUAGCAGCUUGUUUUCGCCAGUCGGGUCAUCGCUCCGGCCUUUUGUUGAUAUCGGCCAAGACGCCUACGAGCCCCCGGCCUCAGCAAAGACCCCUCGGCUUCGCCGCAAGUCUUCGAUUCCGAUUCUUUCGCCAGCGUUGCGAUCUGGUUUGGCCGAGCCCUCGUUCCCGGGCGCAACCUCCCGGUCUCCCAGUUCGACUCUAAGCUCAAACAGUCCAUCGCCGAAUUCAGCAACCGAGCGAUUGAGUCAAAAGACUCUGCUCCGCAAAUCGUCUAUUCCGGUGAUGUCGCCCCCAGCGCUAACCGGCGCCGAUCUCACAAACCAACUUGGCGCCUUGAGGCUCGACAAGUCUAGAAUCGCACACCAAGCUGCAACCGGCAUAUCGAUGACUCCGAUCAAGCGGACCAGCAUCUUCCGGCAUCUGUCCAAGGACACACCUCCUGAGCCCGGCCGACAGGACCCGCCCCUCUUUGCCGACUCACUGGUCGAGCUUGCCAAGCAAAGCCAGGCUCCAGUGGCCGCUGUCCCAAGAGCGGUUGAAUCCAAAGGCUCUGAUGAUGCUGAAACACACCCUCGAGUCCGCAAGCUCCAGAGCGGCAAGUCCCUUCGCAGCAGUCCACGCCUUGCGGCCAAACGAUCCCAAGAGCUGACAAGAAAUUCGGCAGUGCUUGGCGAUAGUAUCCGCAAAGACGAGCAAGCGACUGGACAUCUACAUUGGCCCGGUUUGAGCAACAGCGGGGAGAGCAACGCCAUCGAUAUUCCCUCCGCAGAUUCGGCUCCAUAUCCAGGCGGCGAGAUGGAGCUCUUCCUCUCACCUCCAAAAACGUCCACCGUAGGAAUGAUCCCCAAUGCAAGUAGUGAAGGCGUUGUGGGCUUCACUUCCCCUCCGGAUCAGCGGAAUGGCGUGAUAUUGGAUUCACCAUUGGCUGCCCUGACCUCUGCCAUGGAGCUCGUUUCGCAAGAGCCGACCGUCCAAGAGCAAACCGCCGGAGGGCACUUGAUCGCCCAGGACAACAUUCCGCAUUUCUUCGAGCCACGACUCUCUCCACAAGAGCUGGCCUCUGGAUUCCCACCCAUGGAUGAAUAUUUCGCUGCCCAGUCGUUCCCGUUGGGAAGACUAGAUGGGAGCGAUCGAUCAGAAGGGCCUUUUCUCUUCACACCCAAGCGGGACGCACGGGGCCGAUAUAUUCCCGAGUAUGAGGCCCCCACGCCCAAGGCCGAAGGAAAGGUGGACAUAUUGAACUCACCCGGAAUCGGCUUCCGCAAGCUCCCAUCGACCCCAGCAGCACUUCGAGCCCAAAACAAAAGCCAAAGCCAGCUGUCAUCGCCAACGCGAACGAAGGGACCCGCUCCAGAGCAGCAGUUAGAGCUCAAAGCAGAGACCAAGAAGUCCAAUGGAAAGGUUCUCCAAAACAUCCAAAACUAUAAAGCCCACGGCGAUCAGCCACAGCAAGUCGCCCGGCCAGUAGCAACACAGCAGGUUCUUCUGAAUAAGAAUAAGGUGCUGGCGCAGCUAAACUUCCAGCGGCAGCAGCAACAGCAACCGCAGCAGCAACAACAACAAAUUACGCUUCAGCAGCAGACGCAAGAACUGCAGCUGCAUGUUCAGGCCAAGCUCGCCGAAAACCCUGUCCAGACAGCCGUGAUACUGGGAAGCCGAUCAGGUAGUCAGCCUCGGAACAUCAAGGUCGAGAUUCCAACCAUUUCAUACGACGACGCUUCCAAGUACACCCUGCUGCUUUGCAACUUGGGUGAGAAGCCUGUUCCUUGGAGCCUCGAACGUUUAGGACGAACAUAUGCCGAUUCCUCCGCCUCCUCGACCCGAGGACCCGGUGCACCGCUGCAAGCUCUGGCCGACGAAACCGUCUUUCGCCAUAGCCAGAACAGCGGUCGACUCGGAGCCUUUGAAACACUGGCGAUUUCAAUCGACUUUACGCCAAAGCCGAUGGCGGCCAAGUACACGCAAAAGUACCAGCUCCGCAGUCAAUCCAGGAUGACCCACCUUCAGUUCGAGAUUGACGUCACUCGGCCACGGAUCACCCCGACACCUACCAGCAUGUCAAGCUCCGGGACAUCUGUAUCGGGCCCCUUGGGCUCGAGUGCUUCGGUCUUGAAGCGAUCAAUCAAGUCAGGAGCCAUCGAUGCUGUCUCGAAAAUGGGAGAUGGGCUCGCUGCUUCCAAGACGCACACUCGCGCUAAUGCUCUGCGCGGCCAGGUUCGUCCUCCUGGCAUCCGCGAGGUUCGCAAAACCCGGGCGACCCAAGCUGCGGACCGUGCAGCAACAAGGCCUCUGAAGACCCGAUCGCACAUGGUAGCUCGACAUCGCACCAACCUUGAAGCUCGUCUUGAGCUGCGUGAUCACCAAGCCCCAUAUGCCGCUCCCAAAGCCAUCGCCUCGACUGCAAUCGGAGAGACAAUGCCCCGGAAGGCUGUGGCCAGUCAGGGUGCGCCCAGUCGAGCUGCAGCCCCCGUCGCCUCCUAUACCGCACUGUCUUCCAAGCGGAGAGACAUUGAGCUCCAGGUGAGCGGCGCCCGGUCACCAAAGUUGAUUGACUUUUACGAAGCACUCGGUCCGACGCCGCUGGGACAGGCGGCCACGCAGGUCCUCACGGUCCACAACAACAACACAAAGAAAACCAUCAUCGUCGAGGUCAUGGUUGGGAAGCCCUUCACGAUUCUGAAGGAACGGCGCUUCAAAAUUGAGAGCGGAAAGAGCCGCUCGGUCGAGAUAGAAUACCGUCCUGAGCGCACUGGCCCGGUCAAGGACACACUCAUAGUCAAAGGUGGCAACGACAUUCUCCGGGUUGCCCUUGCUGCUCAGGCUGUGUGA